AUGAGACCCUCCUCUGCGGAGCCCGUCAAGCUCGGAUAUCUCGCCCCAAGUCCCGCCACAACAUCGACCAUUAUUCCUGUCGCCAACCCAGCCCGUAUCCCUUCCAACAUACCCCUCCGAACCCUUCCCGCACGCAGCGAGCGACAGCAUCCUCGGCCCGGCCGGGAGCAGUCAUCCUGGCUACUCACGCCCCAAGGUCACGGCCACCCCGUCGACGAAGCGGGCUCUUCGGGGUCUGAGGACAACGACUCCUGGACCGACACGGGCGACCUUGCCGAGCAGCUGGCCGACGAAGAUCCCCUGCGCCAGCGGCUGGACAGCGCAGCCCUUGACGACGACAUCCUCGCGGGCGUCUUCAACAAGCGCCGUGCCAAACAUCACAACCGCCAGUCCAAGCGCGUCCGGUAUCGAGAGCCGCUGUCGUCGGGUAGCAGCCGGUCUACUUCACAACACCGCGGCGUCGUCCUCAGCAAAGAGGCUAUCCGCAUCCCCAGCGUGGUCCAUCGCAGAACGUCCAGGGCGGAGCGCCUACUAGCCGCCAUCAUGGCGGGCGGCGCACGAUCUGUUCACGGCCUGACCGGCAAGCCGUUACUUUACUUUACCUCAAUCUUUGUAUCAUUAGGCGUUUUCCUUUUUGGAUAUGAUCAGGGCGUCAUGUCGGGCGUUAUCAUUGGGGAUUAUUUCAAAGAGUAUUUCCGUGACCCGUCACCAGUUGAGAUCGCGACCAUGGUCGCCAUUCUUGAGGUUGGCGCUUUCAUAUCCUCCCUCAUGGUCGGCAGGAUCGGCGACAUCAUUGGGCGGCGGAAAACCAUCUUUUACGGAUCCUGCGUCUUCUUUGUCGGUGGUGCCUUGCAGAGCUUUGCCACCAGCAUGACCAUGAUGAUGACCGGCAGAGUCCUCGCGGGUUUGGGCGUCGGCAUGUUGUCGACCAUAGUGCCGGUUUACCAGUCCGAGAUUUCCCCUCCCCAUAAUCGGGGUAAGCUCGCCUGCAUCGAGUUUACGGGAAAUAUCAUUGGAUAUUGCACCUCUGUGUGGGUGGACUACUUUUGCGGGUUCAUCAAAGGGAACCUGUCCUGGCGUCUGCCCCUGCUGAUGCAGUGCGUCAUGGGCGGUUUGCUCGGUCUGGGGAGCUUGAUCAUUGUCGAGUCCCCCAGAUGGCUUUUGGACAACGACCACGACGAGGAGGGCAUCGUGGUCAUUGCCAACCUGUACGGCGGCGGCGACAUCCACCACCCGCGCGCCAGGGACGAGUUCCGCGACAUCAAAAUGAACGUCCUCUUGCAGCGGCAGGAGGGCGAGCGUACCUACCGGGAGAUGUUCAAGCGGUACGGCAGACGCGUCUUCAUCGCCAUGUCGGCGCAGGCGCUGGCCCAGCUGAACGGGAUCAAUGUUAUUUCGUACUACGCACCGUUAGUGUUUGAGCGAGCCGGCUGGGUCGGCCACGAUGCGGUGCUGAUGGCCGGCAUCAACGGCAUCACCUACGUGCUGUCGACCAUCCCGCCGUGGUACAUUGUGGACCGGUGGGGCCGGCGGCCGAUCCUACUGUCAGGGGCCCUCGCCAUGGUGGUCUCGCUCUCGCUGAUAUCGUACGUCAUGUACCUCAACAUCGAGUCGACGCCAAAGCUGGUGGUCCUGCUGGUCGUCGUUUACAACGCCGCUUUCGGCUACUCGUGGGGCCCCAUCCCCUGGCUCUACCCGCCUGAGAUCCUGCCCCUCAAGAUCCGCUCUAAGGGCGCCAGCCUGUCGACAGCGACCAACUGGGCCUUCAACUGGCUUGUCGGCGAGAUGACGCCCAUCCUGCAAGAGCUCAUCGCCUGGCGCCUGUACCUCCUCCAUGCCUUCUUCUGCGCAGUCAGCUUCGUCGUCGUAUAUUUCCUCUACCCAGAAACGUGUGGCGUCCGCCUCGAGGACAUGGACGCCCUGUUCGGUGACUCGACGCGCGCCUUGGGCACACCCGCCGAGUCGCCCACCCCGGCUCUGCGCGCCGAGUCGGACGCCUUGCUCGGCCGCGCGUCGCCUGUCCCGCCGCUCGAUGCCGCCUCGCCUGGAGGUGGUCGAUUGAGGGUGGAUAAACCCUAUUUUGAACGGCACCCUGCUAAUGCUGCGGCCAUCCCCUGGUUGGAUAUCGACCCCGCUGAGGAUCUCCGGGCGAAUCGGGGCGGGAAGCCUUUGCGGGAAGCUGGGAGUCGUGUGGCUGAGGGGAAGGGUGCUGCUCGCGGUUGGGGUGGGUGGUUGGCGAGGAUGAUGGAGCGGGGAGGGCCUGGUGUGGAAAGGAGUGGUGGGGGGAGGUAUGUGCCCGUUGAGCAGAGGGAGGACUAGCGAUUGGAUGCGUCGAUGGGUCUCGAGGAAGAUACCAGACGGUGUUGGGAUGGGAUUUGGCUGGCAUACGUUACGGGUGCAUAUAGAUGGCGCCGGAAGCUUUGGCCAGUACUUGCUGGCACUGCAUGGCAAUGAUUCUUGCUUGCUGGUUACAUUAGAUCGUAAUCCAGGUUGGUUACGUAGAUGGAGGCUCUGCUGGGUUGCAGGCCUAGCACAGUCUUUCUGGUUUGAUCUGGAAUUGCUGAAUGCUGGGUUGUGCUCCUCGCUUGCUUGCAGACAUAUUUCCUUCGCGAUAUGUACCGAACUACUGCCUACCCUGUUCUAGUUGUUGACUGCUCAGAGACAGACUCGAACUAUCGUCAUGAGAACUACUACCCUGAC
Messenger RNA from Parathielavia appendiculata, 2700 nucleotides. RefSeq lists its product as uncharacterized. The record is from RefSeq and is a predicted model, not a curated record. Bases 1 to 2319 code for a protein of 772 amino acids. Gene Ontology annotation, molecular function: carbohydrate:proton symporter activity. Lineage: Eukaryota; Fungi; Ascomycota; Sordariomycetes; Sordariales; Chaetomiaceae. The transcript has 5 exons. Gene Ontology annotation, biological process: transmembrane transport; carbohydrate transport. Gene Ontology annotation, cellular component: membrane.